UUUAGUUAUUGCGAUUUGCGAUAUCGAGAGAACAUUACACAUGGCGAAUCUCUAACGGUUUGUUACAGCUCUCGUGUCACGACUCGCAUAUUAUUCUCGCAUUAUAUAUAUUUAUAAUGGGGUUGUGUAAUGUUGAAUGUGUAGAAAGAAUAGCGCAAUAUCUCGAUGUUCCUUCAAAAAGGCUAGAGAUUUCUAAUAAAAAUAUAAUACUUGUUCCAGAAUGUGAAAAAAAUUCGACACCCAUUCAAGGGUUCAGUACUAUUAUACAAGCACUAGUUGCAAGUUCAAAAUGUUCCAAUAUGCUCUCUAGCGAAAAGGAAGUGCAGGCUCUAACGCAACAAUGGUUAGAAUAUGUUGCAGUAUGCGUCAAUCAAGCUGAUCUUCCUGUUAAUGCCAAGAGAGUAUUCAAUGAACUAAAUACAGUAUUGAAAGAUGUACCCUAUAUAACUGGUACAGAGAAGACCAUUGCAGAUGUCACACUGUAUUACGUCUUAUAUUCUAUAAUGAAAGGAUUAAGUCAACAAGAAAAAGCUCAAUAUAUCCAUGUAUCAAGAUGGUUCGACAAUAUUCAACAGGAAGAAAAAUUAAGACAGGAUUUAGAUCUAAUAUCUUUUCAUUUAUUGCACAUAUUUUUGUAAUAUAAGUCGAAAUUCGAAAAAAGAUAAAUGUUUGACUUUUUUUAACUUAAAUUUUGAUAAAAAUAAUGGUUUGAUGUUCUUUUAUUUGAAAACAAAAGUUUGAAAAAUAAAAAUCGUCACAUGAUAAGAAUUGUUGCUAGUAUAAGAAAACUUUUAAUAAGUAAAAGUUAGGGAAUCUUUCAUACUGAUGGACUACAAUCUUGUGAGCAGGCAUUGUGAUAGAAAAAGCAUACAAAAUUUAAUAUGAACUAUUUACCAUAUAUCUACAUCAGUCAGUGACUUUAAUAAUCAUAUGCGUGUUGUGUCUGAGUAUGUAUGGGCUAGUGGAUACAUUAUUUAAUAUUUAUUUAGAUUUUAAUUUUUUCAUAUGUUCAAAGUUCUUCAGCGCUUAAUUAUUCUUUUUAUAUUAUUGAGUAACAAUUUUAUUUCUUAAAUCUUUAUUUUUAUGUAAAAAGAUAGCAUAUGAAUGUAUUUUUUUAAACAAAAUUUAAACAAAGCUGGUUUAAAACAAUUUAUCAUUAAAGUUGGUUUGAGAGAGAGGCUUCUCUCUGAUAAUACUGUUCAGUACUUUCAAUAUUAAAAAUGUGAAGAUAUGUAGCUAUUCCAAGGAUAAUAAACAUGAACAUUUUCAAA
Messenger RNA from Formica exsecta, 1271 nucleotides. It is a transcript of the gene AIMP3, whose product is annotated as eukaryotic translation elongation factor 1 epsilon-1. The record is from RefSeq and is a predicted model, not a curated record. Gene Ontology annotation, biological process: positive regulation of DNA damage response, signal transduction by p53 class mediator. Bases 117 to 638 code for a protein of 173 amino acids. The transcript has 4 exons. Gene Ontology annotation, cellular component: nucleus; cytoplasm; aminoacyl-tRNA synthetase multienzyme complex. NCBI's taxonomy places the organism in Eukaryota, Metazoa, Arthropoda, Insecta, Hymenoptera, Formicidae.